AUGUCUCUGGCCGUUGACGAAAAUCGCCGUCGUGGACGGUCCAAGUCCCCGGGGCGUCGCGAAGUAGAGGAUCGCAUGGACAGCUACCGAGAGACUGAGCAGAGACAGGACCGCGAGCGCGAGCGUGAACGCGCGUCUCGUUAUUAUGAUGACCGUGACGACGAUGACCGUGGAGCUAGGAACCGCAGGGCCGGCGCUAACAGCGACACCCGCGAGUCGAGCUACGCCUACCCCGAAGACGACCUUGACGACUUCCCCGCCGCCGCCGCGAGGACACGCGUAGAGACGAUGAAUACAGCUGACUCGCCCUAUCGAAGCUCCAAGGACAAGGUGGACCCUGGCCGUGAUUCUCGGUUUCUCCUCAAAAGUACAGCAAGUCCGUCCAGAAAACCGAGCCCCCGCGACGAUAGGCGCUACGAGGAACGUCGCCGCCGCCGGGACGACUCCGACUCGGAAUCGGACGAUAGUUAUGAUGAUGAUGACGACGACGACGAUCCCAGGUCGCAGCAGCGAUUCAAUCGAGGAUACGAAGACGCCCGUCGUCGACACGAUGCCGAACAAGAAGAUCGCCGUCGCCAGACGCGAGAUGGCGGCGAGCCCGAGCGCCGCCACCGAUUUCAGAUGCGGGGUCCGUCGCCGCCCUCUGAUAAGCCCAAGAAGAAGGCUCAGUUGGAGGAUGACCUAGCCUAUGGCAAAAUGGCCGGUGAGGAACCCUCCAUCCGCCAAACCGCGCAGCAGGCUGCUUCCAAGACCUUUUCCAAGACCGAGCAGGACCUGUUGUCCAAGUUUGGAUACAGCGGCCAUGGCUCCGGGUACCCGCCGGAAAAGAAAACGGCGAGGUUCGAUCCUGCCGACGACCCGCGACGCUCGUCCUCCAAUGUUUUGACCGUCGAACCGGGUGACCGGCGCCGAGGAGAUCGCGACCGGUCUCCCGCGCCUCCUACCAACAAGAUGUCGUCCUUGUCAGUGAGCACUGGCCAUCACUCGUUUAACAUGUCACUCGGGGCGGCGCCCCCUUCGCCUCUCCAAGAAGCGUACCACGGCACCUAUCAGUCGUGCUCCCCCAUGCCUUCUCCGCUGAUGCUCCCCAACCACGGUGGAAAUGAGAUUAUUGAAGUGACUCCUCUAAGCCUGAGUGACGAAGACGCCCGAAUCAACCGACGGGCCCGUUUCCACGUCCCAGAAGUUGUCGCGGAGAAAAUGGCCAAAGCCCUCAAAGGCGACCGCCGAUCUCCCGACACCGAGAUCCUCAUCCAGAUACUGCCCGGUCUCAGUCACGAGGAGGUCAUGGAGCUCCGCACUCAGUACAAGACACUCGUCAAAGCUGGCUCGGAGCGCAAGGGCGUCAACGUGGCGAAGCACAUCCGCUCCCGCCUCAAGGAUGAAGACCCGAACCUCAUGAAGGCCUGUUACGCGACCGCGCUUGGGCGAUGGGAGAGCGAAGCCUACUGGGCCAAUUACUGGUACCAGGGCGACAAGACGCGCCGCGAGCUCCUCAUCGAGUCGCUCAUGGGCCGUAGCAAUGGCGAGAUGCGCAUGAUCAAGGAUGGGUUUUCGGAUAAAAAGUACAAUGACAGCUUGACCAAGUGCAUGAAGACGGAGCUGAGGGAAGACAAAUUUAAAAAGGCCGUCAUUCUCGCGCUAGGGAAGAGCACCAACUUUGCACGAGAUGCUCUCCAUAAGAGCACUAACCUUGUGGGUGAGCUCUUGGCUCAUAUUCUCAACGGCGUGAUCAACAAGCCUGUUCGCGAUGCGCUGCUCCUGCACCACGCGCUGACGGCCUCCCGCAAGGAUGACCUGCGCCGCGAGUUGCUGACCUCGCGUCUCGUCCGCUACCACUGGGAUCGCCAACACAUGGAGGCCGUCAAGCGCGCCUACCAGCAGCGAUACGGGCGCGAACUACAGGAUGCCAUCAAGGACGCCACGAGCGGCGAGUGGGGCCUGUUCUGCCGUGAAUUGUGCAUCACCCGGAUGCCCAACGACGUGAGGCGUGUCGAGAGGCUGACGGUGGAGAAACCCGAUCGAUCGAGGUCCAAGGAUAGGUCGCGGGACCGAUCCAACACCCUCGACGUCGCCAAGCCGGAGAGGGGUAAGUCGCGGGAGAGAUCUCGGGACCGCUCGCGAGAUCGACGCAGAGACUAG
Messenger RNA from Parascedosporium putredinis, 2142 nucleotides. NCBI's taxonomy places the organism in Eukaryota, Fungi, Ascomycota, Sordariomycetes, Microascales, Microascaceae. The record is from the annotation of a GenBank genome assembly.